AUGCUACCAAGUAUAGCCAGAACAAAAAGCACCAAGUCUGUUGGCAUAUUGAAUGCGUCGACUCCAAAGAACGACAUCCCUGGCUCCUUCACAUCAGCCAUGGGGUCAGGCAUGACAAUGGGCGACACUGAAUACAAUGGAGGUCAUGACGAUAAUACAGAUAUGAAUAUCAUCAUGACCCCUCAUGGCUUACCAGAAACACAACAGUUCCAGUUCGAACCAAAUACAUUCGACUUCAUUCAACAAGUGCAAACCGAUUACAAUAGAGCCGCCCUCUUCCAGCAGCUGAACAUUGCUGAGGGCCCUUUUGGGGAGUCCUUUGAGUUCUCCGACUUUAUUACUGACUGCUUCUGA
Messenger RNA from Aspergillus clavatus NRRL 1, 354 nucleotides. RefSeq names its product putative mating-type HMG box protein partial. NCBI's taxonomy places the organism in Eukaryota, Fungi, Ascomycota, Eurotiomycetes, Eurotiales, Aspergillaceae. The record is from RefSeq and is a predicted model, not a curated record. The coding region runs from base 1 to 354 and encodes 117 amino acids. The transcript is spliced from 2 exons.